ACUCCACUCGCUCUGCUCGUCGGACAGAUCGAGGGCUCGCACCAACCGGCGAGGCGGAGGCGACCAUGGCGGACACCGCAAGAGCAAGAGCGCCGCCUCCCAACCGCAGCCUCCCGGAGGAGAUCCUCAUCUGGGAGAUCCUGGUCCGCCUGCCCCCCAAAUCCCUCCUCCGUUGCCGCGCCGUCUGCCCCGCCUGGCGCCGCGCCACCUCCACCCGCGACUUCCUCCUCGCCCACCACGCCCGUCAGCCCACCCUCCCUCUCCUCGACGACUUGAGCAGCAUCGGCUACGGAGGCCACUCCUUAGACACCAUCCCCACCCCCUCUCCCUUGGAGCACCAGGCCGCCACCGGCCGGCUCCAGUCCGUCGUGCGAUUUGAUGAUGCCUACUUCCGCCUGUUCGCCUCCUGCGACGGCCUCCUCCUUCUCUCCAUGGCCACUGGCUACUUAGUCGUCUGUAAUCCGGCGACUCGUCAGUUUGCUCGUCUCCCGCUCCUUCCUGGCUUCAUACCCUUGGGGAUGUAUCCACACAGCCCAACUGGAACUGGGGAGUACCGACUAUUGCUCUACCUGUCUUCCUCGGAACGGGCACCUGACGCUCAAGCUGGCUGCUACAUCCUCUCUCUAGGCUCCGGCCAGCUGCCCAGGCACAUAGGGUGCAGGGAUGUGGAGAGACUCAUAAACACCUUCGGAUCUGUCAUGUUCCAUGCUAGCCUACAUUGGCACCGGCACAAUGUGAUAAUGGUAUUUGACACCAUAACCGAGUUGUUUCGUGAGAUGUCUGCUCCUAUUGUUCCUGGCCCCGUCAACCUGUUUGAGACGGAUGGAAUGCUUGCCGCCUCCAUCUUCACUGAUCCAACGACAUCCAUUGAUAUCUGGAUGGCACAGGACUAUGACAAUGAGGUUUGGGCCUUCAAAUAUCGGGUCAAUUUGCCGGUUGCAGAGCUCACAGCACAGUUUGGGAAGAUUAACAAACGUUGCUGUGUGGUGUUUGCCUCUUCGGAUGGUCAUGCGCUUGUGCUGGCCAAAUUUGGAGAUUGGCUGCUUCAGGUUGAUAUGGAUGGCAAGUUGGUUGCCAGUUUCCAUGGCAGAGGCAUUGGCCCUACUCAAAAUCGGCUGAAACAAUCUCUUUUUCAGCAUACCUUCUUUCCCACACUUGAGGGUUAUGUUGUCAACGCGUCGCCUUUCAUCUGACCAGAUGAUUAUGUUGUCAACACACAGCCUUUCAUCUGAGGGAGGUUGAUUGUGGUAAUGCUUCUUAUGGGCCUGGCUCCCCGUGUCCGUUUGAACUGCAGUAUGUAUUAACUGCAUCCACUAUGAGGCCGCUAGCUUCUUUUUUGAUCCAUAAAAAAUUAUGAUCAAGAAGCUCUGAGUGUUACAUGGUUGUGUUAUAUUUCUCUAAAUAUCCUUUUGGGCUGAAGUGGCUGCCGUGAGUGCAGAUGCUAAAACUACAAAUCAUUUGGCUGACAUGAGUGUUGAUGCUAAGACAAUCCUAAAAUAAGCUGGACAAAUGAAAUAUGUACUGAUAAGAGAAGAAAGGUUAUCAUUGGUUAGCCUGUGUUCCUUUCUUUUGGUUCAGUGUUUGAAAUGUUGGCAACUGUUCUGACUCGUGUCACUGUUCUCUUGAACCGGAGAAUAGAUCCCCUCCCCCCUCCCCUCUCUCCCUUUAUGUAGUAGUUUGUCUGUACUCAAGGUAGCAAUGUAGCUGCCUCUUCUCUCUGUUUACUGAAUUGAACAAUUGAAUUAUAUCC
Messenger RNA from Triticum dicoccoides, 1750 nucleotides. Its product is annotated as F-box protein At5g49610-like. The record is from RefSeq and is a predicted model, not a curated record. NCBI's taxonomy places the organism in Eukaryota, Viridiplantae, Streptophyta, Magnoliopsida, Poales, Poaceae. The transcript has a single exon. The coding region runs from base 66 to 1193 and encodes 375 amino acids. Gene Ontology annotation, molecular function: protein binding.